AAAAAAUUGUAAGAUGAAGUUGCUGUAUGUUAUCCUUUGGAUUGCCUCCUGCUCGGCAGUUCCUUUCUCGAACAGCUCGGAAGUGGAACCUUUUAUCACAAACGGAGAACUGGCCGGGGUGGGACAGUUUCCCUACCAGGCCGGCAUAAACGUGUCCUACGGUGACCUGGGCUGGAACUGGUGCGGUGGGACCUUGAUUUCUCACUACUGGGUAAUCACGGCUGCUCAUUGCAUGGACGGAGCGGAAUCGGCGACCGUUUAUUUGGGCGCCACCAACAUCCAGGAUGAAGAAGAGUCUGGACAAAAGCGCUUCGUGGUGGAUAAGUCAAGGAUAAUUGUCCACUCCAGCUACUUGGCCAGCACAACUGCCAACGACAUCUCCCUCAUCCGUCUGCCCAGAUUUGUAAGCUUUACGGAUCGCAUUCGGCCCGCCAGUCUGCCACGUCGCGUCAACGGAUCCUUUCCCACAUAUGAGUCUCUCAAGGCCAUUGCAUCCGGCUGGGGACGGGACAGUGAUGCCUCGGAAACGGUGUCUCCAGUCUUGAAGUACGUAGAGAUGCCCAUCAUGCCACAGGGCCUGUGCCGGAUGUACUGGAGUGGCGCGGUCUCCGAGAAGAUGAUCUGCAUGAGCACUACCAGCGGCAAGUCCACCUGCCAUGGCGACUCCGGCGGUCCGCUGGUCUACAAGAACGGAAACUCCACCUACUUGAUAGGAGCCACUUCCUUUGGCAGCAGCAUGGGCUGUCAAGUGGGUUUUCCGGCAGUCUUUACCCGCAUUAGUAGCUAUUUGGAGUGGAUAUUGGACCACGUUAUUGUCUCAUCAAACACCAUAAGUUUUCUAUAAUUAGAUUAUAAUUAGG
Messenger RNA from Drosophila bipectinata, 860 nucleotides. RefSeq names its product brachyurin. Gene Ontology annotation, molecular function: serine-type endopeptidase activity. The record is from RefSeq and is a predicted model, not a curated record. NCBI's taxonomy places the organism in Eukaryota, Metazoa, Arthropoda, Insecta, Diptera, Drosophilidae. Gene Ontology annotation, biological process: proteolysis.